Messenger RNA from Phlebotomus argentipes, 2101 nucleotides. Its product is annotated as pescadillo homolog. Gene Ontology annotation, biological process: ribosome biogenesis; maturation of LSU-rRNA from tricistronic rRNA transcript (SSU-rRNA, 5.8S rRNA, LSU-rRNA). Gene Ontology annotation, molecular function: RNA binding. NCBI's taxonomy places the organism in Eukaryota, Metazoa, Arthropoda, Insecta, Diptera, Psychodidae. The record is from RefSeq and is a predicted model, not a curated record. Gene Ontology annotation, cellular component: PeBoW complex; nucleolus. The transcript has 3 exons. The coding region runs from base 121 to 1956 and encodes 611 amino acids.
UGGCAGCCUUGACUCUGUCAUCGCACUUCACGUGUUUAUGUUUUCUCGCGUGUGUGCUCAACCCUUGGCAAUUUCUCCAGUUUUCGCAAUAUCGUAGGCAACAUUUAAGGUGUAAUCGCAAUGAGGAGACUUAAGAAGUAUGAUACCGGCACCGCGACGCACUACGUGACCCGCAGACAGGCGCUAAACAAACUGCAGCUCAGCUUGAAUGACUUCCGUCGGCUUUGCAUCAUCAAGGGGAUUUAUCCGAGGGAGCCAAAGAACCGGCGGAAGGCUCAGCGUGGCGCCUCGGACAUCAAGAUUCUCUACCACGCCAAGGACAUUCGUUUCUUACUACACGAGCCAAUUGUGUGGACACUCCGGAAGUACAAGAUCUUCAAUCGCCAGGCAGACCGAGAUCGCGCUCUCAAGGACUUCCAGAAGCUGCGGAGACGUCUUGACCGCUAUCCUGAACUCAAGAUUGACCACAUCGUUAAGGAGCGCUAUCCCACGUUCAUCGACGCUGUCAAGGAUCUGGACGAUUGUCUGACGCUCCUCUUCCUGUUCAGCACGUUUCCCUCGCUGAAGUUCGUGCCGCGCAGCCAAUCGAGCCUCUGCCGGCGACUCACAGUGGAGUUUAUGCACGCGAUAAUCGCAGCCAAGGCGCUCCGGAAGGUGUUCAUCUCCAUCAAGGGAUACUACUUCCAGGCCAGCAUCAAGGGCCAGAUGGUGACGUGGAUCAUUCCGCACUACUACCCAUUCAAGCCGCAGCCCAAGGAAGAGGUGGACUUCAAGGUGAUGUCGAUCUUCGUGGAGUUCUACUCAAUAAUGCUUGGCUUUGUGAACUUCCGCCUCUACCACGGUCUCAAUCUCCACUAUCCGCCCCAGAUGCCCUCCAGUGUCACGGAACUGUCUGAGGAGAGCGCCAAGAGCGAGGCCGCCUUCGUGUCUGAGCGCAUCGCGGCGCUCAACAUGGACAUCCUGAAGACAGUCGCCACGGAGGCGGACGCUGCCGAAGAGGAUAUCGACAUGGACUUGCUGGCGUCGACAUCUGAGCAGUCUGACAAAAUGGACAAGAUCCGUGCGGAGGCUAUUGAGGAGAAACGACUGAAGAAUCUGUUCGAGGGCCUCAAAUUCUUCAUCAAUCGCGAGGUUCCGCGAGAGCCUCUGGUUUUCAUCAUCCGCUGCUUCGGUGGCACUGUGUCCUGGGACAAGGUGCUCUUCCCCGGAGCCAGCUUCGAUGAGUCAGACGAGAGUAUCACUCACCAAAUCGCCGACAGACCCAACAUGGGCAAGCAGUACAUCUCCCGGGACUACAUUCAGCCACAGUGGAUCUUCGACUGUGUCAAUCGACGCACGCUCUUGCCCACGAAUUUGUACUUCCUGGGCGUGGAAUUGCCUCCGCACUUGUCACCCUUCACAGCCGAAGAAGCUGACAAUUCAUACGUGCCGCCAGAGCAAAAGGCGCUCACGGAGGAUCAGGAAAUGAGCGAGGAAGAGAAGCUGAGUGAUUCAGAGGAGGAAGAGGAGGAGGAGGAGUCGGCCGAAGAGGAGCCCAAGGAGACGAAGCCGAAGGGGAAGAAGCUGAAGAGCAGGAAUGAGCAGAACAAGUCGGAGAAGUCCACUGACGCUCAGCUGGAGAAGGCGUACUGGCAGGAGAGGAAGGAAGCUGAGGCGGAGGAUGACGAGGAGGACUCGGGGAAGGCAAAGGAGAAGCGGAAAGAGGAACUGAAGCAAAAGAUGACGGUGAAGACUGGCGAAGUGCACAAGGAGGACGCUGAGCAGGUGAAGAAGCAGGAAAUCCAGGAGCAGAGACUGCAUGCGCGAAUGGUGAAGCCGCGUCAUCGCAAUCUCUUCCGGAAGCUGCUCAAGGACAAGCUGACGAAGAACAAGGAGCGUCGCAUUCUGGAGAACAAGCGCCAGCGCAUCGACACAGAGAAGAAGCAGCAGAAGAAGAAGCGCAAAAUUGCAGGUUGAUUCUUAAUGUUUAUUAUCCCUAAAUAUGUACAUUGUUAUGCUCUUCGCACGCUCUGCGUCUCAGACUCACUACCUGAGUGUAAAAAAUAGGAAAACAAAUAAAUUAAAAUGAGAACGCGAUGCGAAAUCGCUUCCUCUCAACAAA